Molecule: messenger RNA, 489 nt
Organism: Gregarina niphandrodes
Lineage: Eukaryota; Apicomplexa; Conoidasida; Eugregarinorida; Gregarinidae
Exons: 1
Coding region: 1-489 (162 amino acids)
Source: RefSeq, a predicted model, not a curated record
AUGACGGGCCCCGGCAUGAUGGGCGGCCCCGGCAUGAUGGGCGGCGGGAUGAUGGGCUACGGCGGUGGCUACGGCGGCGGCGGUGGUGGCGGCGGGGUUGGCAAGUUCCUAGCCGGCCUGGCCGGCGGCACGCUGCUUGGCAACGUGAUGGGUUCUCACGGCGGCAUGCACAUGCCCCAUCUCGGCCCUGGCGGUGGUCCGGCCGAUGGUGGCGCCGCCGGGCCCUGGCCCGACGUGGACAUGCCCGAGGUCUCCGACCCGAUGAACGCCUUUGACGACGGCAAUGGUCCCGCGGGAGGCGGCGCAGGAGGCAGCGUCUUGGACAUGUUCGGUGGAGGAGGAGGGGGGGGCGGUUUCCUCGGAGGCGGAGGCGGCGGAGGAGGCCUCCUAGAUAUGUUCGGCGGCGGAGGAGGAGGAGGAGGAGGAGGAGGGAACUUGCUUUCGGGUGCCAUGGGGGGAGGAGGUGGCGCUCUCGGUGGCCUUUUGUGA